This is a messenger RNA of Zychaea mexicana, 1533 nucleotides long. Its product is annotated as integral peroxisomal membrane peroxin-domain-containing protein. Bases 1 to 1533 code for a protein of 510 amino acids. The record is from RefSeq and is a predicted model, not a curated record. Lineage: Eukaryota; Fungi; Mucoromycota; Mucoromycetes; Mucorales; Lichtheimiaceae. Gene Ontology annotation, cellular component: peroxisomal membrane. Gene Ontology annotation, biological process: peroxisome organization. The transcript is spliced from 4 exons.
AUGCCUAUAUCCCAUUCCUUCAAACGAGCUACAUUCUUACGUCCUACCUAUUGCCAAUACUGCUCCAAGUUUCUUUGGGGAGUAGCACAACAGGGAGUACAAUGCUCAGAGUGCGACUACGUGGCACAUUACCAUUGCCAGGAUAACGCACCCGCAGAAUGUCAUGCGACACAACAGAAAGAGAAAAGAACACCGGCCGAAAACUCCUUAUUGCAUAUCCAGCAAAAACUCAAAGGUAGCGAAACUAUACAGCAGCCAUCUUCAUCGUUUGCGCCCAUAGCAUCAUCAGAUGGUGCUAGGCAUAAACAGCGACAACAGCGAGAGGAGAAGAGACCGGUCAAUCACAUCAUGCGUUCUUUGCAAGACCUCGUUGUAUCAGCUGCACUCGAAGCAUCAGACAAUUAUAAUCAACCAUCAGUCAGCGAGUAUCUAAGCAAUCAACCACCAUUACAACCACAUACCACAGCAAAGAACUUUACAAAAUUUGUUACCCGAUGCUCUAUUGUGUUUGACAUCCGCAACGCUGUCGUUCUCUUGUUAUGUUGGGAUGAUCCUGUCAAUACCUGGAUUGCCGUCUUGGUAUAUUCGAUCUUGUGCUGCUAUCCAAAAGUACUGUUGAUUGUUCCUCAGUGCGUCCUGUUAUACUUUGUACUCUCCGAAUCUGCUGCUGGUGCUACCACUGCCAGCAAUAGCAACAACAUCAAUCACGUUAACACGACUACUUUUACUGUAAGCAGCCAGUCCUCUCCUUCCACAGAAAAUAUCAACAGGAACAACAACAAGAGCCGAUCCGAAAGCCCUGCUAACAGCAGUGACAAGACAAGAAUGGGAUCUCCAAAAAACAUUGCAAGUACCCCAGGCGGCAGUCUUACAGCCACCCUCGUCUCUUUAUUGACAAGCCAAGAUGGCACGCCCGAAUACAGGAACAAUCUGCAAAACAUCCAAAACAUGAUGGGUGAAUACGUUUUCAUCCAUGACCAAAUCAUUGUCUACAGGAACAGAUACGUUAGAACGGACAACGCCAACAUUACCAUACAGCUGUUGGUCGUCUCCAUGGCAAUGACAAUGGCUACUGUACGGUUUAUCUCGCUCAAUUAUAUCUUUUUGGCUUGCGGAUGGUUCGCUUUUGUAAUCAAUCUUCCGUUUGUCAAAGUAUGUUUACGUCGUGUUCGCCAUGAUCAUUCAGCCACAAAAGACGUUAUUGCAGUUGCGGCGGAAAAGACGAUGCCAGUUCAAAAAUGGUAUAAAAGACAAACGAGUCGUCAGCCUUGCAGUGACUAUCGGACAGUGUCUGUCUAUGAAAACCAGACAAGAAGGAAAGAAGCAGAGCGUGAUGACACACCUGUUUUUGUAGAGGAUCCAUUAGUACCUUGGUCAAACCUCUAUGGGACUACCCAAUUGUCUGUUCCGGAACAAGUGGACCCACCGGAAGGAUAUCGCUGGAAGCAAUCUGAUCACUGGGCUGUAGACAAGACCGGACCAUGGAUAGACGAGUUACUCCAAAUCGGUAUUGCAAUGAAAAUUUCUUUUUAA